Messenger RNA from Penicillium chermesinum, 1185 nucleotides. Its product is annotated as cytochrome P450. The record is from RefSeq and is a predicted model, not a curated record. The transcript is spliced from 4 exons. Gene Ontology annotation, molecular function: monooxygenase activity; iron ion binding; oxidoreductase activity, acting on paired donors, with incorporation or reduction of molecular oxygen. NCBI's taxonomy places the organism in Eukaryota, Fungi, Ascomycota, Eurotiomycetes, Eurotiales, Aspergillaceae. Bases 1 to 1185 code for a protein of 394 amino acids.
AUGGCGAACACAACCAAUCCUUUGAACUACCCAACCUUCCAUCUCACAUUGAACGAUGAACUUUCUGAAAGAUUGAUUACCAUUUCACUCAUGAUCGGGGCAAUCUGCUUCACUUCAUACGUUUUGACUCGAACAUGGGGGCCAAAGGUGCCCUUUUUUGGUACCAAGUCUCAAUGGGAGCCCUUCGUGGUUUCGAGCUUUCGAUUCCUAUUCUAUGCAGAGGAUGUACUCCUUGAAGGUUAUAGAAACUGCAAAGACAAAGUCUUCCAAUUUCGCCGAGCAGACCGAGAUAUCCUAGUUCUGCCGCCUAAGUUCGUCGAUGAGAUACGCAAGCUCCCGAACAAUGUGGCGAGCCCUAUUGUUGCCCAUGCCAAGAAUUUAUUAGGCCCGACGACCAACAUGAAUAUCAUUCUCCAGAGUAACCUGCAUACUCGUGCUCUGCAGUUGAAGUUGACGCCUAAUAUCAACCGUCUUGUUCCCAGCAUGCAAGAUGAAGCUGGACUUGCCAUAGAGCAUGACUGGGAGCCCAUCAAGCCUUACUAUGCACUUCUUGAUGUCGUGGCCCGCGUCAGUGCCAAAACCUUUCUCGGAAAGCCACUCUGCCGUAACGAAGAUUGGUUGGAAAUCACAAAGAACUUCACUGAAAAUGGCAAGUCUGCCUUCGGUGCCAUCAUCAUAUUGCGUCUGCUACCGCAAUGGACUCAUUGGCUGGUUAGCUGGCUUAUUCCUUUCUCAUACAAAGGUGCCGCUUAUCUCAGGAAGGCCAAAAGCAUCUUGGUACCGGAAAUUGAGCGACGAGUGGAGAUGAAGCGCCAAGGUACUGCGAUGGGAGAAGACCUUGAAAACACACAUCUAUCAUGGAUGAUCGAUAUCGCAACCGAAGAAGAAUGUGAUCCUGCUUUCCUGGCACACCUGCAAGUUGUGAUGGCCCUUGCAUCAAUUCAUACUUCGAAGAUGAAUGUCAUCAACGUUCUAUACGAUCUUCUAGCUUAUCCCGAAUACCUCGAGCCCCUCCGAGAGGAGAUCCAAGAGUUGGCCAAAGAGAAACCUUGGAAGACUUGGGGCCGACUGGAAUUCGGGAGACUCCGCAAAUUGGAUUCUUUCAUGCGAGAAUCCCAACGUGUCAACCCCCCCCACUCUCCUCUCCAUGCACCGGGUGGUGUCCGAGAAGACCGAGCUUUCUGA